AAGUAAAUACUCAAACGCCGUUAGUGCAGAACGGAUAGUGGGCACUCAGCAGCAGACUUGGAAAACAAACUGCGUGAGUCAGUUGGUGACUUUUUUGUCUGGACAAAGCACUGCUGGCUUUCCACUGAUGUGCAAGCUUUGAGAGGAGCAUGACAGGAAAUUUGCACGUCAGUGAAAUAUGGAAACAAGCGAAGCCAGUAGGGAUUUGUGGCAGAGCAGCAGAGCACCGUGACUUAUCUGUGUCUGUGUGUGCACAGUCUCUCCACGAGUCCAGCACAAGAAGCUCCACGAUGCCGGACACAAUCAUGUCCAAGGAGCCCAGUUCCAACCUGGAGAGUGCCAUGCAGAUGCUCAUAAAGACCUUCCACAAGUAUUCAGGGAAGGAAGGCGACAAGUACACUCUGAGCCGGGGUGAACUGAAGGAGCUGCUACUAGAGGAGCUGGGGAGUUACUUAGGGAGCUCCAAAGAUAAUGAAGCAGUUGAGAAGGUGAUGAACGACUUGGACGCCAACAACGACGGGGAGGUGGACUUCACCGAGUUCAUCAUUCUGAUGGGCGCCCUCACAGUCGCCUGCAACGACUUCUUCCUGGAGUACAAAACAGACGACAAACCCAAAGAUGGCGAGUCAGCGCAGAAGAAAGAUUGAAUCACUGCAAAAGAAGGAGGGGGGGGAGAAAAGUGAGAUGGAGAGGGUGUAAAAGAACUGUAAAUCAGGAGAGGAGAUAGAGGACAGAAGUGCAAUGGCUUCUCUUUUUUUGUCUUAUGCAAUAUGUAAACACUACAGCUACACACGAGGGAAGAGGUCCAGCGCUUUAGUUUAUGGUUUCACAGAACACGGAGCAUUUAGGAGGAGUAGUGUUUUUCCUUCUGCAAAUGUUUCUCAUACCACAGCUUAUCCGGAGCUAGUUGCACUGUUCUCAGAGCAGUGGCUAGUUUUAUAUACAUGACAGGGUUAAUUUCAGCUUCUUCUAACUCAAAUUCAGCAGUCCCUUAGAUUUAAUAAGGCACGGGAAAGACAGGAAGUUUGGGGAUGUUUGAGAAUGUCUUGCACGUGAACAACUUGAGAACAUAUAUGUAGUCACAGAAUAAGUUACAGAUUAUACCAGCGUAUGUACUCAGUCUUGAAAAUAUUUACGAUUUGUCCCCUCUCUUUUGCUUUUGUAAUCUUUUCAAAAUAUUAAACAUGGCA
Oreochromis aureus is the source of this 1190-nucleotide messenger RNA. It is a transcript of the gene s100s, whose product is annotated as S100 calcium binding protein S. The transcript is spliced from 4 exons. The coding region runs from base 150 to 647 and encodes 165 amino acids. Gene Ontology annotation, molecular function: calcium ion binding. The record is from RefSeq and is a predicted model, not a curated record. Lineage: Eukaryota; Metazoa; Chordata; Actinopteri; Cichliformes; Cichlidae.